AUGUCUAGCCAAGAUAACAUCGACGACUUCAUGAACAACUUUGGGGGCGACGACGGGCCAUCUAGCAAGAAGAAGCGCAUCCCGCCUCCAGAGCCCACUUGCAGCAAGAUCCAGUGCGUGGGCCGCAGUUGCCCUCUCACUACUCACUCCAGCAGCGUCUUCUUCCCCAAUGAGUAUAUGGAGUGGGGGUAUUACAAGCCGACUCUGAACCAAUGGGCGGCGUCCGGGUUCGAAGAGCCAGGGCCCAUUCCCAUCGGCGAUUGGUGCAAGAUUUGCUACACGACCGUCGAGAGAAACUUCAAGGCACCAGGGUACGGCAAGGCGGGAUGCAAGCGCAAGUUUGAGGAGAAGCCCAAGGGCUGGGUCUACACUGAGGACAACGAGAUUCGGCGCCUCAAGGAUGUCGAUCUCCUCGACCAGGGGGCUGGCCAGGCCACCCAUGCCGAGAUGUCCGCAUCGUUUGCCGAGUUCGAGAGGUUCGAGGACUUCGUCGGCGUCGAGAAGAACACGGCCCCAGCGAAGAAGGGCGAGGUCAUGGGCAGUCAGCCGGAGAAUCGGUCGCACUCGGCCGCAGUAUGGCCGAUCCCUGAAGGUUCCGACGGCUUCGCCAAGUGCGCGCUGCUGCAGAGUUCCACCAAGCAUGAUAAGGACUUAAACGCCACUGAGGUCGAGCGUAGAAAGCGUUUCCACGCUCAUUUCUCGGACUUGCUGAAAAUGUUCCACGCCUUGAUGCUUCGCGAUAUCGGCAAGGACCAGACCCUCAAAUCCAGCUGCACGAAGUUGAAGCAAAGUUUAGACCAAGUGUCCAAGAAGGAGAAUUGGAUAACUCUCCCGGAGGCGGAGGCAGCGUGGUGCUUGAUCAACGCGGUGGGAUCAGUGAAAGAGUUCCGUAAGGAGUUGGAGGCCAAAUCAGCCAACGCAGACAGUCUGUUUUCCAAACUGGCGCCUAUGUGGGAGAGCUGCCAUGCUUUCCACGAGCGCCGGGAUGCCCUUCCUGGAUACAACGAUGGUUUUUCGUCAUGGAUGCCUUCGACAGAGACGAUGGCGUACUUCCCCAUGCCUGAUUGGAUCUCAAAGUAUCUCGGUAUCCUCGCGACCCAAUUCGCCAUCUCAAGCAACGUCACCAAGUUGAUCAGCCUGCUGUUCCCAGGGAACAACCGCCCCCGCAAUGAAACCCUUGGCACCGUUGCGGACAUGGACGAGGUGGUCGCAACGAUCAGUCGUUCUCGCAAAACUGAUUCGAUGUCUUCUUCAGCCGAGCAGCAGAGAUUGGUGAUCAUGACUAUCGGGAGGCUUUCAAACGUUCGGGACUCCGACCCGGCCGCUGGCGACAUCAACACUUUGGGCGCGAGUUUCCAGGCCAUGACUCGCAACUUGAGCAGCGCUGCCGUCGCCAACCGUUAUUGCUUUGGGAAUACCGACACUGCCGAGGGGAUGGACGCCAUGCUUGCCAUUUUGUUCCCAUGUCAGGUGGAGGCGGAGCGUUUGCAGAGCGCGGUCCUCCCGGUUGUCAACCUUGGCGUCUUCACCAAGGCGGUGACAAGUUUUCCCAGGGGCAAGUUCUUGAUUGCCAAGGCCGUUGCGAUUGCCGAGGCAGCGAAGGAGCAGACCCUGGGAAAAGAGGCGGGCGGCGAGAGGGCGGUGUCGUCAUUGAAAUCUUUCUUCGCGAGUUCGGAGGGUGGCGAGGCUGCCUCGGCUGGAAACUCUCUGCCGACCGCCAUCGCCAUCGCUGAUUUGGGGGACAAGGGUUUCAUCGAGUCAUCGACCGGGGACUUCCUCGCGCAGAUCCGCAAAGUGCAGGAGUGGCUGUUCAACUUGCCUGCCGAUGAGACCGAGUGCCUGGAGAAGGGCAAGAUGUGGUUGCAGCGCCAGGAUGCGACUCUGCAGCCUUUCAUCCAGGCUGUGUGCAAGGCAAUGUCUGAUUAUAUGGCAUCGGGCGUUGCGGCUGAGCAGAUCAAUCAGCAGGAGUUCACCGCCGUCUUCGACUACAUGCAGUCUUCGUUUGGGGCGCCCAGCGACGCUACAUCAGCAACCCACAAGCUAUUGCCCGCCCUCAAGGGGGCAGUCGCUUCAGCCCAGUUUGCUUACAGCUUGGUGGAGGGCGAGCUUGCCAUGGAGGACAGUUCAACCUUCGCCGAGAAUGUCAAGAAGUUGGGAGAAGCCUUCAAGAAAGACGCGGCCCAUGACAUCACCAAGUUCUUCCCGGAAGAGUUCUCGAACGGAGCCGUCGCGCGAUGCAAGGAUUCCGCGGCGAAGUUGGUCGAGGCCGUGCUUGACGAUUGCGGCAAGAUGAGAGCCUUUCAAGGCAGUGGUGGGUCAACCUUGCAGGUCAUCGACUUCUCCGCCAAGGAUUUCGAGGAUGUGAUUACGACGCUUUCACAUAUGAUCGACCACGUCAAGGCUGUAUCCAUCCUCGUCGACGCGGCUCAGGCCCUGAGCACGCUGAACUCUCGCAAGGAGGCCAUCGAGAAAGCUCACGAAGCCUUCCUUUUCAAAGCAGCCGACAAAAUCAUCAGCGACGCGAUGGCCGAGGCCGACAGGCUCAUGGAGCCGAUCGACCAGGCAGUGGCUCUUCCUGAUUGGGCGGCUUUCUCAGAGAAGAUGAGCGCGCGGUCCGCAGUGGAUAACGCUGGCAUCGUUUCCAUGUACAACCACUUGCUGAAGCACAUUAAGAUGCCAGGGUCCAAGGCGAUGCUCGAGGUGGCAGGGGUGAAGGUUGCGGCCGUGCUCGUUGCCAUCUGCGUGGUGAGCGCCCACGUCAACAUGUCCGAUGCCAAGAUGUCCGCCGACGACUCGAACCCUUCAGCCGUCGUGGACGACUUCAUUAAGAAAGUCAAGAUCAAGAAACUACCGUUGCACAGCCUCCCCAAGAUAGUCAAGGACAGGUGCGUGGAGUUGAAGCCGUCGUCGGUGGAGCUGUUCCGCGCCCCGGAGGUCGACGCCGCCUGA
This is a messenger RNA of Prorocentrum cordatum, 2949 nucleotides long. Lineage: Eukaryota; Dinophyceae; Prorocentrales; Prorocentraceae. The record is from the annotation of a GenBank genome assembly.